Molecule: messenger RNA, 5807 nt
Organism: Nyctereutes procyonoides (raccoon dog)
Lineage: Eukaryota; Metazoa; Chordata; Mammalia; Carnivora; Canidae
Gene: TCAF1
Product: TRPM8 channel associated factor 1
Exons: 9
Coding region: 146-2905 (919 amino acids)
Biological process (GO): positive regulation of anion channel activity
Source: RefSeq, a predicted model, not a curated record
CACGUCCCCAGCCCGGCCGCAGCCCCCGCCCCCCUCACCUGAGGCUCCUAACCUUAGGGUCCCGCCGCCGCCCGCUCCCAGCCGCUCCUCCGCGCCCCGAACCCGCGCCGCAGGGCACCGCGGGGCAGCCGAAAUCCAUCCAGCCAUGGCAACUCCCUCUGCUGCCUUUGAGGCCCUGAUGAAUGGAGUGACCAGCUGGGAUGUUCCCGAAGAUGCCAUCCCAUGUGAACUGCUUCUAAUUGGAGAGGCCUCCUUCCCAGUGAUGGUGAAUGACAUGGGCCAGGUCCUCAUUGCUGCCUCCUCCUACGGCCGAGGCCGCCUGGUGGUGGUGUCCCAUGAGGACUACUUGGUAGAAGCCCAGCUCACUCCCUUUCUCCUCAAUGCAGUAGGUUGGCUUUGUUCUUCCCCUGGGGCUCCCAUUGGUGUACACCCAUCCCUGGCACCCCUGGCCAAAAUCCUUGAGGGUUCUGGGGUGGAGGCGAAGAUCGAGCCAGAAGUGAAAGACUCCCUGGGGGUUUACUGCAUUGACGCCUACAACGAAACCAUGACAGAAAAGUUGGUCAAGUUUAUGAAACGUGGAGGGGGCUUGCUCAUUGGAGGCCAGGCCUGGGACUGGGCCAACCAGGGUGAUGAUGAAAGGGUGCUUUUCACCUUCCCUGGCAACCUCGUGACCAGUGUGGCCGGCGUGUACUUCACUGACAACAAAGGUGACACGAGUUUCUUUAAAGUCUCCAAGAAGAUGCCCAAGAUCCCAGUCUUAGUUAGCUGUGAAGACGAUCUGUCCGAGGACAGAGAGGAGCUCCUGCACGGGAUUUCAGAGCUGGACAUCAGCAACUCGGAUUGCUUCCCGUCCCAGCUGCUGGUGCACGGGGCUCUCGCCUUUCCCCUGGGGUUAGAUUCCUACCACGGCUGUGUCAUAGCGGCUGCCCGCUACGGCCGGGGCCGCGUGGUCGUGACUGGCCACAAGGUGUUAUUCACGGUGGGCAAACUGGGCCCCUUUCUGCUCAAUGCCGUGCGCUGGCUGGACGGGGGCCGCAGAGGCAAGAUCGUGGUGCAGACGGAACUGAGGACACUGAGCGGCCUGCUCGCGGUGGGGGGCAUAGACACCAGCAUCGAGCCCCACCUGACCAGCGAUGCGAGUGUCUAUUGCUUUGAACCCGUGAGUGAUGUGGGGGUCAAGGAGCUGCAGGAGUUUGUAGCUGAGGGCGGGGGGCUGUUCGUCGGAGCCCAAGCGUGGUGGUGGGCCUUCAAGAACCCCGGAGUGUCCCCUCUGGCCCGCUUCCCAGGAAACCUCCUCCUCAACCCCUUUGGCAUCAGCAUCACCAGCCAAAGCCUCAACCCAGGGCCCUUCCGCACUCCUAAGGCAGGGAUAAGGACCUACCACUUCCGUUCCACCCUGGCCGAGUUCCAGAUCAUAAUGGGCAGGAAAAGAGGGAAUGUGGAGAAAGGCUGGCUGGCCAAGCUGGGGCCGGAUGGGGCAGCUUUCCUCCAGAUCCCCGCCGAAGAGAUCCCUGCCUACAUGUCUGUGCACCGGCUCCUGAGGAAGCUGCUGAGUCGGUAUCGGCUCCCGGUGGCAACCCGAGAGAACCCCGUCAUCAACGACUGCUGCAGGGGUGCUAUGCUUUCCCUGGCCACUGGCCUGGCCCACUCUGGAAGUGACCUCUCGCUGUUAGUGCCGGAAAUCGAAGACAUGUACAGCAGCCCCUAUCUGCGUCCCUCCGAGUCUCCCAUCACCGUUGAGGUCAACUGCAACAAUCCUGGCACCAGAUACUGCUGGAUGAGCACUGGGCUCUACAUUCCUGGAAGGCAGAUCAUAGAGGUCUCGCUGCCUGAAGCUGCUGCCUCUGCUGAUCUGAAGAUACAGAUUGGCUGCCACACUGAUGACCUGACCAGAGCCAGCAAGCUGUUCCGAGGCCCGCUUGUGAUUAACCGGUGCUGCCUGGACAAGCCCACCAAGUCCAUCACCUGCCUCUGGGGCGGCCUGCUGUAUAUCAUUGUGCCUCAGAGCAGCAAACUCGGCUCUGUGCCCAUCACUGUCAAGGGGGCCGUGCACGCCCCGUACUACAAGCUGGGGGAGACCUCCCAGGAAGAGUGGAAGAGGCGUAUCCAGGAGAAUCCAGGUCCCUGGGGAGAGCUGGCUACGGACAACAUCAUCCUGACAGUGCCAACCGCCAAUCUCCGUACCCUGGAGAACCCUGAGCCGCUGCUUCGCCUCUGGGAUGAGGUGAUGCAGGCUGUGGCACGGCUGGGGGCCGAGCCCUUCCCUUUGCGUCUGCCUCAGAGGAUCGUUGCUGACGUCCAGAUCUCAGUUGGCUGGAUGCACGCAGGGUACCCCAUCAUGUGCCAUCUGGAAUCCGUGCAGGAGCUCAUCAAUGAGAAGCUCAUCAGAACCAAGGGGCUGUGGGGCCCUGUCCAUGAGCUCGGCCGGAACCAGCAGCGGCAGGAGUGGGAGUUCCCGCCACACACCACCGAGGCCACCUGCAAUCUGUGGUGUGUCUACGUGCAUGAGACGGUCCUGGGCAUCCCUCGAGGCCGUGCCAAUAUUGCUCUGUGGCCUCCAGUUCGGGAGAAGAGAGUCCGAAUCUACCUGGGCAAGGGUCCCAAUGUGAAAAACUGGAAUGCGUGGACUGCCCUGGAAACGUAUCUACAGCUACAGGAGGCUUUUGGUUGGGAGCCGUUCAUCCGUCUCUUCACGGAGUACAGGAACCAGACCAACUUGCCCACAGACAAUGUUGACAAAAUGAAUCUGUGGGUGAAGAUGUUCUCCCACCAAGUGCAGAAGAACCUGGCUCCGUUCUUUGAGGCCUGGGCCUGGCCUAUCCAGAAGGAAGUGGCUACCAGCCUGGCCUAUCUGCCUGAAUGGAAGGAAAAUAUUAUGAAAUUAUACCUCCUCACACAGAUGUAAGGAGUGCCCAGCGAGGUGGCAGGCCCCACUGAACUGAAGUCAAGAAAUGCAAAAGAGAACUGGCACAUCUCAGCAAAGAAAACUGAACAGAUUUAAUUACAACUGAAGAAGAUCUCAACACAUUUCUGGAAGAGAGAAAAUGGAUGAAGCAUGAUAAUGAAUGAAAGAGUGAAGGUAUCUUUCAGACAGAGUAGAAGCUGAUCUGAACAACAUAAUCCCAAAGAAACAUGAGCACCUGAAAAGUCUAUAAAGAGUUAGAGCAGUUGUAAAAUUGAACCCCAUCCUUUUCUGCCCCAACCACUGUGCAUAGAACACAGGCAGUGUAUAAUUGGUAUCCAUUAAAAAUCUGUUGUUCUUGUUGGUUGUUUGUAUAGAAAUUGAAUAAACUGCCUGAGGAGAGGUAGGAGUUGGUGCCCCAGAAUAAAACUUCUCUUUUGUGGAAAUAAGUGACCUCUAGCCUAUCAGCUAAUUCUCUGACUGUUGAAACCCCUCCUCAAGUACCUAAGUGCUUCUAGUCCCAGAAGAGGCUUAUUGGAGAAACAGAUCCAACCAUACACUGGCAGAGGCCACCCAUGCCAACUCCUAUAAAAGUUAACAGUUAUAUUGAUUCUUAAAUGCAAACAGCUAGGAAUCCUCAGUCUUUGGGCAUGGGGUGGGGAGCGGUGGAGGGGGAAGACCAGGGGAGGAGCAUGUAGGAAAAACAACCAGUUAGGGGACACCUGGGCUGCUCAGUUAAGCAUCUGCCUUCAGCUCAGGUCAUAGUCCCAGGGUCCUGGGAUUGAGCCCCAUCUCAGUCUCCUUGCUCAGCAGGGAGUCUGCUUCUCCCUUUCCCUCUGCCACUCCUCCUGCUUGUGCUCUCUGUCUCUCUUAAAUAAGUAAAUAAAAUCUUAAAAAAAAAAUAACCAGUUAGAAUUAGAAGACUCAAAAAAUACAACAAACUCUAGAGGAAACAAAGUGAACAUGGAAAGAAUAACUUUAAAAAUCUAUAUCUUCAGGGCAGCCCCGGUGGCUCAGCGGAUUAGCACCGCCUUCAGCCCUGGGCGUGAGCCUGGAGACCCGGAAUCAAGUCCCAUAUCGGGCUCUCUGCAUGGAGCCUGCUUCUCCCUCUGCCUGUACCUCUGCCUUUCUCUCUCUGUGUCUCUCAUGAAUAAAUAAAUAAAAUCUAAAAAAACAAAAACAAUCUUAAAAAAAAUCUGUAUCUUCAGAGAGAUUUGAGGUGUAUUUGUAAAAUGAAUACAGAAUGCUACAAAGAAAGGAAAAACUGAGAAUAAAAAGAGCCCUUGAAAGUGAAAUAAAACUGCCCCAAAUAUUCAGUAAACAGGCUGGAAAAUAGAAACUCCUAAGAUAUAGAACAAAAAGAAAUAGCAAAUAAAUAAAUAAAUAAAUAAAACAAGGAAAGACCUAGACAAUCAAUAUCUAAGCAUUAGGACUUUCUGGAAAAAAAGAACAUACAAAGCAUAGGUGAAGAAAUAAAUUAAAUAAAUAAAUAAACUGAAAGAACCAAGUCUCCAGUUUGAAGGGCCCCCAUACAACCUACAGCUAGACACAAUCUUGUGAAAUUUUGGAAUAUUAAGGAUAGAAGGAAGAUAUUAAAAUUUCCCAAAAAGAGAAUAAAGUUAAACUAUCAUAAAUAGCUCAACUGAAAAGGGGAUAAGAAAUAGACUGGCAGCAGAUUUUUCAUUAACAACACGUAAGUGCUAGAAGCCAGUGGAACACUUUUUUCACUUAUGGAAAAUUUCUGUACCCAGAACAACAUAGCAAGCCAAACUGUCAAAGUAGACAUUCGCUGACAUGCAAGUUUCCAGAAAGUCUACCUACUUUGUACUCUUUCUGAGAAAGUACCUGGGGGAGGUUCUCCAGCACAAUGAGGAAGAAAACCAGGAAAGAGGAAAGAAUAAAAUCCAGAAAACAAUGGAUCCCACCCAGGAUGUCUCACUCUAGCAGACCCAUUUCAGACAAGAGUACAAAGUCUCAGGCUCUUUGUGAAGAAUAUACAUUCUGUUAAUAUCAUUGAGAAACUGGAAUGUUUGAAAAUAUGGAGGACAUACAUUCUUUAGUCAGAAAAAAGAAAACAGGAAUAUGCCAAGACACUCAGGUCCAUUUAUGAAACAACAAAAAUUCAGGGAACAUAAGAAGAAACUCAAUUUGAUAUUGGCGGUAGGUACUUCUCCUUAUAAGUGCCACAGGCAUCAUGAACACUGGAUAUGUAUGGAAGAAAAAGUCUUAGCUUCUAUUCAGCUCUCAGUAAGCAGUUUUUUAGCCAAACUAAUGCAGAUGCUGUGUGUUGGUAUUCAGUGUUCCGAUCAGCCUAGACACAAAACAUGAAAGGCUUAAUUUUUUAUUCAGAACUGAAAUUGAAUAUAAUUGAUCCUGACAAGUUAAUAAACCAGAGAGCAGAAAGAGGUUGAGAAUUGGUUGGGGAAGAGAGGUGGAAGGAAGAGUGGGGCUACUUAUAUAUUCACAGUGGGAAUGAGAAGAUAAAGUCUGCAGUUAAUGGAACCAGAGCUUGAGGAUACUAUACAGUCCAAAAUUAUAAAUUCCAUCAAUAGAAGUCUUAAAAAUGACAUAUCUAUCAAAAAUCUGGCAAGGGAUAGGCAAAGGAAAGGUGGGGAUAGAGUAAGUUAAAUCCUUAUCUUUUGUAAUGGGGAAUUAUUAAAGAUUGUCUAAAGUUAAUAAGUCAAGAAUUAUUGUUCAGACGUAUUAUUUAAUGUUAGCAAGUUAGUUAACAGAAGAUCUAAAAAUAGAAAUUGUUAAAUGCAUUGCCUCUAGGGAAGGGGUCUAGGGUUAAAAGGGAUGGGGUGGGAAACUGUGUUUUUCAUUUCAAGUCCUUCUGUACUAUUUAAUUUUUUACCUUGUGCAUGUAUUACUUUGAAAAAUUUUUAAUAAACUCAAAUAAAAAUUC